This is a messenger RNA of Argentina anserina (silverweed cinquefoil), 1643 nucleotides long. Its product is annotated as protein IQ-DOMAIN 23-like. Lineage: Eukaryota; Viridiplantae; Streptophyta; Magnoliopsida; Rosales; Rosaceae. The transcript has 4 exons. The record is from RefSeq and is a predicted model, not a curated record. Bases 87 to 1388 code for a protein of 433 amino acids. Gene Ontology annotation, molecular function: protein binding.
UCUUAGUUCUUACACACUCAUCUUCAGCUUUUGUCAUGUCCUUCUAGCUUAACUUAAGCCCUCCAGUUCCGGGCAAGCAAUGAGAAAUGGGCUUUUUCCGGCGACUCUUCGGCCCCAAAAAGUCCAAAAAGAAGACUAGCAAGGCCGAAGCUUCCACUUCAGCUUCUCAAGAAUGGGGCUUGGACGCCAACAAGCACGCAAUAGCGGUGGCGGCUGCUACUGCCGCCGUGGCCGAGGCAGCUCUCGCAGCGGCUCAUGCGGCGGCGGAGGUCGUCAGACUCACUAACUGCGUUGGGAGUUCCGGGAACGUCAGCUUACCUGUUACCGUCCGCCGUCACCGCCACCUUGCUGCCAUUAAGAUACAGUCAGCUUUCCGGAGAUACUUGGCAAAGAGGGCAUUAAGGGCACUUAGAGCACUGGUGAAGCUUCAAGCAUUGGUGAGAGGUCACAUAGUAAGGAAACAAACGGCGGACAUGCUCAGGCGCAUGCAGACACUGGUUCGGCUCCAGGACCGUGCACGAGCAACUCGCUCACUCAAGGCAGAAUCAGUACAAUCCAGCAGCAAAUCGUCCCUGUCUUACAAUCCUCUCCCAGAAAGUCCUGAUAGAAGUGGAUACCAGCACCGUGUUUAUAGUAGAAAAUUUGAUGGACCCUCAUUGCUGGAGAUGUGUGGUUCAAAUUCAAACGUAAAAGAUGCCACCAGUCUGGAUGGAAGACGUUUGGCCUCGGGAUGGUUAUAUCGGUGGAUGGAAGAAAGUGUAUUGAACAACAGCCGUGAUGCUUCGUCACUGAGAUAUGUUCAAGCAGAUAAUGAGAAGGUUGACAAAAUCCUUGAAGUAGAUACUUGGAAACCUCACUUGGGCUCCCAACGAAAUGCCAGAGCCUUCCAGAGCGCACAGCAUGUUAUGGCUUCAGAGAACUAUAGUCCACUGUUAAUGACAUUUGAUUCCCCAUCCAAACACAUGACAAAAGAACCAAGCUUGAUUCCAAGUCAAUCUUCCAUGGAUUACAACCCAUUGAGCUCUUUGAAUCCUAUAAGAAAAGAUGACGUAGCCGCUUUAAGAACUGCAGACAACAGUCCACAAGCAUUUUCUGCCUCAUCCAGACCUGGAAGUAGGAGUGCUAGAAGAGCUCACUUCUCACCGACAAGGAGCGAGUACUCGUGGGGUUUCGUUAGCAGCUAUGCGGGUUACCCUAGCUACAUGGCUAACACGGAAUCAUCCCGGGCUAAGGUGCGGUCACAGAGUGCCCCAAGACAGAGGCUUGAAUUUGAGAAAUACAGUUUUACAAGAAAAUCAGUCCAGGAGUUCUGUGAAUCAGGCACAUGUCCAGAAACAGGUUUAGCUCAAGAUGCUGAUUUCAGGAAUAAAGCCUUUCUGAGCACCUAGCCACUCGAACAGAACUCGGUGAUAGCUGAUAUUUGCAUGUUUUUGUAUUUGUGUGUAUGUCCACAGAUGUUUUGAGUCUUUGCUACCUGACCUUGAUGUACAAACAAAGCUUUGGCCCCAUGGAUGUCAAAGAGAGGACAUAGUUUCUAAAACUGUGACUGAACCUUCAUUGAUCAGACCUCUAUGAAAAUGUAAUUUUGAUUCUGCUUGUAUCUAAUGUGUAUAGGUUUCCUUUCCCUUGUACCUUCGGAUUCU